CUGACUUUAGGAACGGCGGAAAAUGAUACUUGAUUGCUUGAUUCUUUCUGGUUAAAUAGCGCACGGAGAAGGUGAAAAAUGGCUAAGACUUCUGAAAAGAAGGGAAAGAGUGCUAUCAACGAGGUAGUGACUCGUGAAUACACUGUGAAUCUUCACAAGCGCCUUCAUGGUGUUGGAUUUAAGAAACGUGCUCCACGAGCCAUCAAAGAGAUCAGGAAGUUUGCAGAAAAGCAGAUGGGUACACCUGAUGUUAGGAUAGAUACGCGUCUCAAUAAGCAAUUGUGGUCAAAAGGCAUCAGAAAUGUUCCUUUCAGAGUUCGUGUAAGAUUAAGCAGGAGGAGGAAUGAUGAUGAGGACUCUGCAAAUAAGUUGUAUACUCUUGUAACAUAUAUAUCUGUUUCGUCAUUCAAGGGACUCCAAACUGAAAAUGUAGAUGCUAGCCAAGAUUAAUGUAUUUCUGUAUAAUAAAUAAUGAACUGAACUCGCAA
Messenger RNA from Atta colombica, 488 nucleotides. It is a transcript of the gene RpL31, whose product is annotated as 60S ribosomal protein L31. The transcript is spliced from 3 exons. Lineage: Eukaryota; Metazoa; Arthropoda; Insecta; Hymenoptera; Formicidae. Gene Ontology annotation, cellular component: ribosome; cytosolic large ribosomal subunit. Gene Ontology annotation, biological process: cytoplasmic translation. The record is from RefSeq and is a predicted model, not a curated record. Bases 79 to 450 code for a protein of 123 amino acids. Gene Ontology annotation, molecular function: structural constituent of ribosome.